Messenger RNA from Elgaria multicarinata webbii, 1833 nucleotides. It is a transcript of the gene SH2D5, whose product is annotated as SH2 domain containing 5. Lineage: Eukaryota; Metazoa; Chordata; Lepidosauria; Squamata; Anguidae. Gene Ontology annotation, cellular component: postsynaptic density. The coding region runs from base 167 to 1246 and encodes 359 amino acids. The transcript is spliced from 9 exons. The record is from RefSeq and is a predicted model, not a curated record.
AGGCGGCCGGGUCAUCGCCAAGCUGGCAGAGUACGUGGGCUCCUUCGUCGUGGAAGACGUGGAACUCCAGCAGAAGGCCCAGGCGAUCCAUCGGCACCUCCAGCAGCUGAAGGACUGCCCGAGGCGGCGAUCCGUCGUCCUCAAGUUCUGCCUGCAGGGCCUGAAGAUGUACAGCGUGGAAGGAGAGGCUCUCCUCAUGGCUCACGCCCUGAAGCGCAUCCUCUACAGCACCUGGACACCCGCCGGCUGCCAGUUCGCCUUUGUGUCCCGCAAUCCACGCAGCCCGCCCAGCAGGCUUUUCUGCCACUUGUUCGUAGGCAGCCAGUCGAGCGAGGCCCAGGUGCUGCACUUGCUGCUUUGCCGCUCCUUCCAGCUCUGCUACCUGCUGAUGCACCCCGAAGAACAAGACUGGCGUUCUAGUGGGCCUGUUCCGCGAGAGGCCGGCAGGCCGCUGGGAUCCUCUCUGGACAGCCGGGUGGUGUGGGAGUCCCUCAGCCCGGAGGAGGUCUCCCAGAACGUCAACGCGCUUGUCUCCUUCCGGAGGCUCCCGUGCCCAGCGGAUUUUGGCUCCUCUGUCAGCGUGAGAGAGCGGCUGGAUUUGGAGCAGAGCAGCAGCCUGGGCGCGUCCCGCCCCGGCAACCCCUACUGCUCCCCGAUCCUGGUUCGCAAGAAGGCCAUCCGCAGCAAGGUCCUCCGCUCCGGAGCCUACCGGGGCUGCACCUUUGAGGCGCAGCUGCAGCAGAGCGCGCGCGAAAUGUUUCACACCAGUUGCGACGGCAAAGGCAGCAGAGGCAGCCUGGCUUACCUGCCGGAAAGCGACAGCGGCCUCAUGGAGAACGUGUGGUCUUUUGCGGGCCUUGACAGGGAUGCUGGGAUGGGGCUACUGAGAAGCGAUGUGCUGGGAUCCUUCCUCCUCUGGGCUGAGCCGGGUUCCACCAACCAGUGGUGCUUGACGGUGAGGACACGGUGUGGCGUGAUCCCGUACCAGAUUUACCGGAGCCAGCUGGGGAAGUAUUCUGUUGAGCAUUUGAAUGUGGAGUUCCCCAAUAUGGAAGCCCUGCUGGAUCAUUACUCUGGGAUUCAGGGGGGCCUCUUCUGCUCCCUGGCCACAGGCCGGAUCAAUCACUCUUACGAGGAGCAAGACGGCAUGGCGGACGACGCCUGGCGGGAAGAGCGAAGUCGCCGGCAGGCCUCGUGGCUCUACGGCGCCAGUAGAUCUCUGGCUGUCCAGCAGGAACUGGGCUAAUGAGCUGCAAAACACGGUCCAGGCUUUCUUCUCCUGCCAUCCGCAUAGAAUUGUACUCGCUCUUUUGUGGUGUUGCAAGCUACAUGGCGCCUUCGCCCUUCAGCACCCUCCUGUUCUGAUGUGGUAGAGUCUGUCCCUCUGGUACGGGCCCAGUAGAACAUGAAUGUCAACAGCAAAUGUGUCUUAACGUUUUCUAGCCAAAGGUCCCCAUUGUGUUGACGCCCGAGGCCAGUAAGGUGCAGGGCUGAGCCCUUUUCAUCGCUCUGGUACUUCAGGGAUAUAUUUGCGUGUUAAUCUCAUCAGUAGACUGCAAGUGUGUGGGUGGGGUAUGCACCAGGAGCUUGCGGGGGCCUCCAAAUGGUUUGGCUUCCGACUCUCACUAGCUAUGCUGGCUAGGGCGGACGGGACUUGUAAGCCAAAACAUCUGGAGGGCCACGAAUUGCCCAGCUGUGGUAGACACACACACACGCAUCAGGGCCCUGUUACAUCAACCAGGCUUACUCCUGAGUUGACCUGUGUAGGUUUGCCCUGCCAAUCCUUUUCAUGGCCCCACCUGAGUCUGCAAAGGGGCGUCUUUUGAUGACAAU